CGCCUGUCAAUACAUAAAAUUGGUACUUGAGAGUGCUGUAAUUUUCUAUUCUGUUGCCUCCUCCUCUCAUGUCGGCAUACUCGAACACAAUUCGAGUGCUCUCGCGCUCUCGCAUUCAUACAUCCAAGACGCUCCUUCCGUUCCUCUACCAAACAGCGACGAUCCAGCAAUGGAAGCCCACCGCAUACCCAAUUGCCCGUCGAAACAUCUCCCGCCGAUCGGGCGACGGAAACGACGUGCCGUUUGAGCACGACGCACACGAUGUGCCGUUUGAGGGCGAAGGCGAUAGCUUGCCUCCCACCCUCGAAGAAGCUGCGUCCGCACGCAAGACGACAAUUACGGGCUCCGAGCGCGAGGCUUUCGAGAGCUUGUACAAGACGUUCACUGCGAAGGGGAAAGCUAAGAAGAAGAAGGGCUAUGGGGAGGAGCCUGAUGAGGUGGCUGAUGAGUACUACGAGGAAGACGACGAGCCCUCGGAGUCGAUGGAUAAGAUGUUCGAUGCUGUGUUGAAGGGGUCGCCGCAGCUGCUGGAGGGCACGAGGUACAAGCCGGAUAAGAGGAGUAUCGGGACAAAGCCGAAGAAUCCACUGGAUUUGAAUGCAUUGGCGGAGGAGAUAUUGAGGGAUGGGAAGAAGAAGAAGAAGAAGGAGAAGGAGAAGAAAGAGAAGAAGGCUAGCGACACGAUCACCCCAGAGGAACGCGACAGGAUGGCAAUUGUGCGGGAGAAUGCCAAGAUGGAUGGAGAGCUCCGGCACAUGACUAGCGAGGAAGUCCUCGCUGCCGUUCGAGCUGCAGACUGGGGGGACGAGGACGAGCCGGAGGAGACAGCGUACCGGCUCAGACGGCCGUCGAACAGGUCACAGGCCGACGACGCAGCGAAGACCCGGGACCUGAUAGCCAGCGAGCGGACUAGAGUUGACAGUUUGCUCGAGAAGGCGCAGACAGACAAGGAACUCUGGGACAUUCUCGAAAAGGAAGUCCUCAACCCGGUUUGCAAUCUCGACCUAGACGGCACAAAGAAGAAGCCAUCCACGCCUGAGAGCGACACCGCCCCAACUCCCAAAAAACGCUCCACCCCCGCAAACCCGGACGUCCUCUUCAAAAACUACCCCCACCAUCUAAUAACCGCCAUCACCACACUACGCGAGCACUUCCCCGCCUCGCCCCUCCCCCUAACCAUAGUCCCCACGAUAAAAGCCCUCGGCCGCUCGCCCUACGCCCUCGGCGCAACAACAACACUCUACAAGCACCUCCUGCGUACCGCCUGGUUGCAGCAAAGCUCGUACCCGUACAUCGACGCGCUGCUCACGGACAUGAACAACGGCGCGAUAGAAUUCGACGCCGACGUCGUCGCGCUACUCGACUCGAUACUCAACGAAAACGACGUGAUUAAUACGGGCCGCUUGGGCAGGGAAAUGGAAAUGGUGUACGGUAUGGACUCAUUUGUCGAGGGCAUCGCGAAGAUUAGGCAGUGGAGAGAUGUGAUUGCCGGGAGGGUGGGUGUUCCGCGUGGGGAGGCGAAGCCGAGGACGAUGAGGGCGGUGACGCCGUUUUCGGCGCAGGGGCGCGAGAGGCCGCUGGUUAGGAAGUCGUUUUAUGAGGGGGAGAAGGGCGAAUUCAGGGAUAACAAUAACUUCAGAGACAACAAUAACGGCAGAUUUAACGACAACAACUUCAGGUACAACAACUUCAGGGACAACUCUUUCAGACACAGCAACAGAUUCACCGACGACAACUUCAGAUACACCCGCUUCAACACCAACACCAACACCAACACCAACACUAACUCCCAAACCGACACCCGCCCCCGCCACACCCGCAGAAAAGAAUCCCAAGAUACAAACCGCGUCUUCAAUCCCCUCGUCGAAGGCCGAAACGAUAUCCCCCCUUCCAAGCACAAUCCGCCUCAACGGGGGCCGUUGGAGCGGCCUGUGAGGGGGAGGAGCGUCGAUACGCCGAUUGAUGAUAUUGAUGGGUUGUUGGCGGAGGCGAGGUUUGGGGCGAGGUAGAGGUUAAGGAAAGUGUGAGUUGAGGGUGGAUGGGCUUAGGUGCUUGGGUAGUUGAAGGGCGAGUCACUGAAGUGGAUGAACAGAUGUUAUGCAUCUUAAACGAGGUGAAAUAGAAUAUACACAUAUUCAUAUUCUGCCUUGCAACAUGUGCCAAAAUAUUCUUCAGAUGAUGCUCUUCUCCCCGUCUCGCCUUGUUUCAUUCCAUCUCAUCACGUCUCUUGCCUUGCAGUAAUACUGACUGCGAUCUGCCAGCUUUUUGUCUGACACAGGCCACUCGGGUGUGAGAGCGAAAU
Messenger RNA from Dothidotthia symphoricarpi CBS 119687, 2302 nucleotides. RefSeq lists its product as uncharacterized. The record is from RefSeq and is a predicted model, not a curated record. The coding region runs from base 69 to 2009 and encodes 646 amino acids. The transcript is spliced from 2 exons. Gene Ontology annotation, cellular component: mitochondrion. Lineage: Eukaryota; Fungi; Ascomycota; Dothideomycetes; Pleosporales; Dothidotthiaceae.